AUGAACUGGAUCAGCCUCCUCGUCCUGCUGACCGUGGCCAGGCUGGCCCACAGCAUGGAGUACACCUGCGGAGGGUCCUGCGGGUUCCGAGCUCCUGUCUACAACCGCAACAUUGCUUUUGACUACGGCAUGACACGCAUCGUGGGUGGCGCAGGUGCUGUGGAAGCAUCCUGGCCAUGGAUCGUCAGCCUCCAGCAUCCCUGGGCACCAUACCUAGGGCAUUUCUGUGGAGGGUCUCUCAUCACUGCAGACUGGGUCCUCACAGCAGCCCACUGCUUCGAUGAGUAUAAUAACAUCACCAUGAUGUACGUGGUGAUUGGAGCCACCCAGUUGUCUCAGCCGGGCCCUGGGGCCGUAGUGCGCAAUGUCAAGCAGGUGGUGAUACACCAGUACUACAGUUCUGCUGACUACAGCUACGACAUCGCCCUGUUACAAUUGGACUAUCCUGUCCUGUGCAGCCCCUACAUCCAGCUGGCCUGUGUGGCUGACCCUGCCCUAAGGGUCUCAGAGCUCUACAACUGCUGGAUUGCUGGCUGGGGUUACACCACUGCAAGAUCUGAACGGACAGCUGAUCGCCUCCAGGAGGCCAAGGUCCAGCUCAUCGAUGUCCAGCUCUGCAACAGCAGUGGCUGGUAUGCAGGGGAGGUGCACCCCUACAACUUGUGUGCUGGUUACCCACAGGGAAACAUCGAUAGCUGCCAGGGUGACAGUGGUGGUCCUCUCAUGUGCCAGGACAACAACGCUGAGUACUGGUGGGUCAUUGGAAUAACCAGCUUUGGAAAAGGCUGCGCCAGACCAAAGCGGCCUGGAGUCUACAUGUCCACUCAGCACUUCUAUGACUGGAUCGAGUACAACAUACAUGCUUACGCACAUCCUUCACCCUCCAGAAGCUGGAUAUAUGGUGGGGCUUCCUCAGCACAUGUCACCUCUUCUUCCUCUUCUGAAGAAAAUCAAAAGCUCUCACCUUUGGACCAGUUUGUGGUGACUUCCAAGAUCCCAGGGCAACUUGGAUUUCCUAUUUGA
Molecule: messenger RNA, 1023 nt
Organism: Poecile atricapillus (Black-capped chickadee)
Lineage: Eukaryota; Metazoa; Chordata; Aves; Passeriformes; Paridae
Product: acrosin-like
Exons: 6
Coding region: 1-1023 (340 amino acids)
Biological process (GO): acrosome reaction; proteolysis
Molecular function (GO): serine-type endopeptidase activity
Source: RefSeq, a predicted model, not a curated record